GGCUCGAGCUCACGUCGGCUCGAGCAGUCGAGUUGAGCGGGGACCGGUGCCCGGUGAGCGGAGGAGUGCGAUGGCCGUGAAGGCGCGGGCGCACCGCCUGUUGCUGGCACUGGGCCUGGGCUGCGCCUUCCUGGCGCCCACCUCCCGCGAUCGCGAUCGACUUGUGGCGAGGGCGACACAGGAGGCUGAAGUGGUUCAGCCCACCUCCUUCUCAGUGACCGUUGGGAGCUUCAGCGGAAGCCAGCCUGAGGGCAAGGUGGCGGUGAUCACCGGCGCCUCCGCCGGCAUUGGCCUCAGCACCGUGGAGGGCCUCGCGCGCAGCGGGAUCUAUGGCACCAUCGUGAUGGCGGGCCGCGACUCUGCGAAGCACCAGGAGGCCAUGGAGUCUCUGAGGGAGAAGCUGAGCAGAGCUUCAGGCGCGCUCGCGCGCCCGGUGGAGCUGCGAUUCCUGGAGCUCGACCUCGCGUCCUUGGCCUCAGUGCGAAGCUUCGAAGCGGAGUUCCGGCAGCUGAAAAAGCCGCUGCACACGCUGCUGCUGAACGCCGGGGUCAUGGCACUCCCGGAGCGCCAGCAGACGGCGGACGGCUACGAGUACCAGUUUGGCGUGAACCACCUGGGUCACUUCCUGCUGUGCAACCUGUUGCUGGAUGCUUUGCACAACAGCGGGGGCAGCAGUGACCCCUCCCGCGUUAUAGUGCUCAGCUCCUCCGCGCACCAGUUCCCCUCGAAGCUGCUCAAGGGGGACCUCACGGACCUGCAGUCCUUCGAGUACGCGCCCUGGACCGCCUAUGGGCAAUCCAAGCUGGCGAACCUCAUGUUCGCCUAUGAGUUGGACCGCCGGCUGCGGGAGCGCGGGCUGCGGGUGGUGGCCAACGCGGUGCAUCCCGGGGUGGUCAACACGGAGCUCUUCAGGCACGCGGGAGGCAAGGCGUCCGGGUUCCUGAACCAGCUGACGAAGCCGGUGCUGCCUUACGUGAUGAAGAGCCCAGCAGAUGGCGCGAAGACCUCGGUGCUGUUGGCCACGGAGGACUUGGGCAAGCUGUCGGGCCGCUACUGGCAGGACGGCCGCCCCACUGCCUCUGUCGACUUUGACCCCGCCAGCAAUUUGCCGGCGCCAGCGCAGGCGCUUCUGCCGUUCCCAAAGCUCACCUCCUACGACCCCGCGGUGUGGGGCGAGCUCUGGGAGGAGAGCGAGCUGCUGGUGGGCCUACGCUCGGAGGACGUGAGAUGCCUCUGAGGCACGGAAAGCGCUGGGCUUCCACCAAGCCGCCGCACGCCUCACCGUCGAGACGCAGCCGCCUCGUUGCUUCGGGCAUCGUUUUCCCGGGGCGGAGCCUUGAGGUCGAAUUUUCGCCCGGCAUUUUCGCUGUACAGACACGCCGGCCCGACACCGAAAAGAACAGCGCGUCUGGCGGCCCACAACCGGGCGGGGUGUCGGCCUUUCAUGUGUGGCAGGAGUCUCCUGGGUACCCUUCCGCCAUGAAGUCUCAUUUAUUCUGCACCUGGGAUGGUUCCCC
This is a messenger RNA of Effrenium voratum, 1517 nucleotides long. NCBI's taxonomy places the organism in Eukaryota, Dinophyceae, Suessiales, Symbiodiniaceae. The record is from the annotation of a GenBank genome assembly.